CAGAGACACACGCAGAGAGACACACGCACAGAGACAGAGAGAGAUGGACUGUGUGUUGGACCCUUUCUCAGGACUCGACUCUUUCUCCUCCCCGCCUUAUUUCGACGAUGACGACUUUUUCACCGACCAAUCCUCCAGAGACGGACACUUGGACACUGAUGACUUCUUGGACGAGGACGCGAACUUCCUCAACAGUCAUUUCCAAGAUUAUUACAGCAGCGGCAGAGCAGCGCCCCACGAUGGAGACUACGACCUCGGAAACUUGUCCUUCUCCUCCUCCUCCUCCACAUUCUCGUACGGCUGCGCGGACAGCACUCCGGACAUGUCCCCGCAGACGGGCCACCACCACGGCGGGUCCUUGCUGAAGCGGCGGAGGCGCAUGCGCUCUGAGCGGGAGAUGCAGCAGCUGAGACAGGCGGCCAACGUCAGGGAGCGGCGGAGGAUGCAGUCCAUCAAUGACGCCUUCGAGGGUCUGCGCUCCCACAUACCCACACUGCCCUACGAGAAGCGACUGUCCAAGGUGGACACGCUGCGUCUUGCUAUCGGCUACAUCAACUUUCUCGCCGAGCUCGUGCAGUCCGACCUGCCAAUCAGGAACUCCAGCAACGAGAUGCACGUGCAGCCCAAAAAAGUCAUCAUCUGCCACAGAGGAACAAGGUCUCCCUCCCCCAGUGACCCGGACUACGGGCUGCCUCCGCUGGCCGGUCAUUCGCUGUCCUGGUCGGAUGAGAAGCAGCUCCGGGAGCAGAACAUCAUCCGCACCGCCAAAGUGUGGACACCAGAAGACCCCCGAAAACAGCACCAUAGAGCGGGCCUCACGGAUAUCGAAAACGAGCCUCCCCUCGGCCUCGUGUCAUAAACACAAACUUCUUCUGACUGCUCAUGUAUGAAGUGGACCGUGUUCACACACAUGUAAACUUGAAGUCACUGUACAGUAUUCGGUGUUGUACAUAUUGUUUUAUCAUGUUGAUAAUUUGAUUGUUUUGUAAUUCAAUCAUCUGGCAAUCAUGUAUUUAUUUUUCUU
This is a messenger RNA of Solea senegalensis (Senegalese sole), 1024 nucleotides long. It is a transcript of the gene ptf1a, whose product is annotated as pancreas associated transcription factor 1a. The record is from RefSeq and is a predicted model, not a curated record. Gene Ontology annotation, biological process: regulation of transcription by RNA polymerase II; developmental process. The transcript has 2 exons. NCBI's taxonomy places the organism in Eukaryota, Metazoa, Chordata, Actinopteri, Pleuronectiformes, Soleidae. Gene Ontology annotation, molecular function: DNA-binding transcription factor activity, RNA polymerase II-specific; RNA polymerase II transcription regulatory region sequence-specific DNA binding; protein dimerization activity. Bases 44 to 859 code for a protein of 271 amino acids.